AGCUUGGGAGCCUGUUAGGAGCGGUGCGGCUGAGAGACUGGCGGCGCAGGAUACUAUCCGAGGAGGCUGUGUGCAACGGGAGAAGAAAAACAUUUUGGUUUCACGGACAGUACAACCGAACUAGCCUCUGAAUUCACUGUGGAUCUUUCAUGUUUUUUUUUUUAGAAGAGCUACAUCAAACUACCGCUAAGAUUCCCCCAGAUUUUCCUGUCCCGUAAUGAAUAUGUCCAGUAGCCCUAUUAUCAGGGUUCUGGUGGUGCUUUGCAUUGGGACCGCGGUGAACUGUGUGCCGAACAGGAAAAGCAGGCGGCAGGCUCAUCAGGGAGAAACCAAAAUACCUUCGGUAUCAUCCGUCUCUCAAGACGGCUGCAUUGAUAAUGGCCAGAUGUAUAACAUUAACGACCAAUGGGAGCGUUCCUAUCUGGGCACUAUGUUGGUCUGCACUUGUCACGGAGUUGCAGGAAUUAAGUGUAAAACGAAACCUGAAGCUGAAGAGACCUGCUAUGACAAGAUCAACGCCAGGUCUUAUCUGGUUGGUGAGACCUACGAGAGACCCAAAGAGGGCAUGAUCUGGGACUGUACGUGCAUCGGCUCUGGCCGGGGGAAAAUCAGCUGCACCAUCGCCAACCGCUGUCAUGAGGGGGGUCAGUCCUAUAAGAUUGGAGACACGUGGAAGAGACCUCAUGACACUGAGAGCUAUAUGCUAGAGUGUGUCUGUCUGGGCAACGGCAAGGGAGAGUGGACCUGCAAACCUGUUGCGGAGCGUUGCUAUGACAACACGGCGGGGACAUCCUACGUGGUGGGUGAAACCUGGGAGAAACCAUACCAGGGCUGGAUGAUUGUAGACUGCACCUGUCUAGGAGAGGGGAGUGGCAGGAUUACCUGUACCUCUAGAAAUCGGUGUAACGACCAGGACACACUGACGUCCUAUCGUAUCGGAGACACCUGGAGCAAGACGGACGCCCGAGGUCACAUGCUGCAGUGUCUGUGUACGGGGAACGGGCGUGGCGAAUGGAAGUGUGAGAGACACGCCUCCCUCCACACUACCGGCCUGGGCACUGGGUCCCGUGUGAUCACUAACAUCCAACCGGCUGUGUAUCAGCCCCUUCCCCAGCCCCUUCCCCAGCCCGGCCUGGAGCCUCACCCCGGUCUAGCCCAGGAAGGGGCCUGCCAGACGGAUGCGGGGGUGGCUUACGCCCUGGGGAUGAGAUGGAUCAAGACCCAGGGGAGUAAACAGAUGCUGUGUACCUGCCUGGGCAACGGGGUCAGCUGUGAGGAGUGGGAGGGCCCAGCCCCAGUGUACGGUGGGAACUCCAAUGGUCAGCCCUGUGUGUUCCCCUUCACCUACAUGGGAAAGACACACCAUUCCUGUACCUCAGAGGGACGACCCGACGGCCAGCUGUGGUGCUGUAUUUCAUCUGACUGCGAGACGGAACAGAAAUUCUCCUUCUGUACCAAGAAGAAUGUGAUGGUGACAACCAGAGGAGGAAACUCUAACGGAGCUCUGUGUCAGUUCCCUUUCCUCUACAAUGGGAGAAAUUACACCGACUGUACCGCCGACGGACGCAGGGACGGCAUGAAAUGGUGUGGAACCACCACCAACUACGACGGUGAACAGAGGUUUGGCUUCUGCCCCAUGGCUGCUCACGAGGAGGUGUGUACGACCAGCGAGGGCGUGAUGUACCGCGUGGGAGACCAGUGGGACAAACGCCACGACGUCCUGGGACACAUGAUGCGAUGUACCUGCGUUGGAAACGGUCGUGGAGAGUGGAGUUGUAUCGCUUACUCCCAGCUCAAAGAUCAGUGUAUUGUGGACGGGUUGACCCAUGAGGUGAAUCAGACCUUCACUAAGCUUCAUGAAGAGGGCUACAUGAUGAACUGUAGCUGUUUCGGACAGGGCCGUGGGCGCUGGAAGUGUGACGCCAUUGACCAGUGCCAGGAGCCAGAGACCAGGGUGUUCUAUCAGAUCGGCCAAUCAUGGGACAAGCUGAUCCACAGCGUCAUGUACAAGUGUUAUUGCUAUGGCAACGGUAUCGGCGAGCUCAGCUGUGAGCCCCAACAGUCUUUCCCGGGUGGUAACCGUCCAGUCCAGGUGAUCAUCUCAGAGUCUGGUAACCAGCCCAACUCCCACCCCAUCCAGUGGAACGCCCCGUCCUCCGCACACAUCACACAGUACAUACUCAAGUGGAGAGUGAAAAACACCCGUACCCCUUGGCGAGAGGUGAAUAUCCCAGGUCAUCUCAACUCCUACACCAUCGCUGGCCUGAAGCCAGGCAUCACCUACGAGGGUCAGCUGAUCAGUGUGCUACGCUUCGGACGCCGCGAGGUCACACGCUUCGACUUCACCACCACAUACGGUUCCUUGGCGACCUCCGAGGGAGAGACCACCCAGCCUCCUCCGGUGGUGGACAUCAGUGAGUCUGUUACAGAGAUCACAUCCAGCAGCUUCGUCAUCUCCUGGAUGUCUGCCUCUGACACCGUGUCUGGCUUCAGGAUCGAGUACGAGCUCAGUGAGGAGGGACAAGAGCGAGGACAGCCCAUGAUUCUCGACCUCCCCCGCACCGCUACCUCUGUGAACAUCAAUGAGCUGCUUCCUGGAAGGAAAUACACUGUGAAUGUGUACGAGGUUACGCCUACUGGAGAGCCCAACCUCAUCCUCACAACCUCUCAGACCACUGCUCCUGACGCUCCCUCUGACCAUGAGGUGGACGAGGUGGGAGAGACCUCUAUCAUAGUCAGCUGGGAGAAACCCCUGGCUCCUAUCACAGGUUACCGUGUGAUCUACACCCCGUCUGUAGAGGGGAGCAACAACGGAGCUGCAACAGAGCUCACCCUGCCGGACACCGCGACCUCUGUGACUUUGAGUGACCUUCGACCAGGCCUGCUGUACAACAUCAGUAUCUACGCAGUAGAGGAUAGUCUGGAGAGUGAGCCUGUCUUCGUACAGGUCAACACAGCCGGAGAACCCUUACCAGAGGAAGUCCCAUCUCCUACAGACCUGCAGUUCUUCGAGGUGUCUGACGUGAAGAUCACCAUCACCUGGACGGGGCCCCCUACUGACGUGUCUGGGUACAGAGUGACUGUGGCCCCCGUCGGUCCCAACGGGACCCCUCAGAGAGAGCUCCAGCUCCCCGUCACACACAACGCCUAUGCAGAGGUCACCCACCUGACCCCCGGGACUCCGUACCGCUUCAGCAUCUACACCAUCAAGGGAGGAGAGGAGAGCCAGCCACUGGUUGCAGAGCAGGCUACCAAGCCCGAUUCUCCUGCUGAUGUCCGUUUCACCAACGUAACCGAGGACAGUGCUCUGAUCAUGUGGGUGCCCCCCCGGGCCCGCAUCACCGGAUACCGUCUGUUCCUGACCCUGGAGGGAUCCAACCCUAAACAGCUACGUUUGCCCGCCCGCCUGUCUCAGUACACCUUGCUCAACCUCCGCCCAGACACGGAGUACACGGCCAUUCUGCACUCUGAACAGGAUAAUACGCUCAGUGAGGGUGCCUCCAGGACCUUCUCCACCACUCAGCUAAUGGGGAACGCCCCUCGCUUCAGUACUGAUGUCACAGACACCUCCAUCAUCAUCUCCUGGACACCCGUACCCCGAGUGGGAUACAAGUUGACGGUGAGGCCCAGUCAGGGAGGCGAAGCGCCCAGAGAUGUAACCUCUAACUCGGGUAGCAUUUAUAUCUCGGGCCUGACCCCUGGGGUUGAGUACACCUACAGCGUUCAGCCAAUCGUCAACGGAUAUGAGCAGGGCAACCCAAUCACACGCCGCAUAGUCACACCUCUGUCUCCUCCUACUGACCUCAAACUGGAGUCCCACCCUGACAGAGGAGAGUUGACUGUCCAGUGGAACGAAGCCAGCACCCCAGACAUCACCGGCUACAGAGUGACAUGCACGCCAACCAACGGGCAGCGAGGAAACAGCCUGGAGGAGUUUGUGAAGGCGGGGGAGACCUCGUGCACGCUGGAGAACCUCAGCCCUGGCGUGGAGUACAACGUCAGCGUCUUCACCGUUAAAGACGACAUGGAGAGCGUUCCUGUCUCCGACACCGUUACUCAAGACGUGCCCCAGCUAACAGACCUCAACUUCGUCGACGUCACCGACACGACUAUCGGCCUGAAGUGGAACCCACUAAACUAUACGGCGGUCACAGGCUACCGUAUCACGGUUAUGGCAGCGGGGGAGAGCGUGCCAAUAUUCGAGGACAUGGUGGAGGCCACCACCGGGUACUACACCGUGUACGGACUUGAGCCCGGCAUCGAUUAUGACAUUUCAGUCAUCACCGUGACAGAGAGUGGAGAGAGCGAACCGACCACACUCACGCAGCAAACUGCCGUUCCUGCACCUACUAACCUGGGUUUCCCUGAGGUGGGUCCUGACAGUAUGCGGGUGACCUGGACCGCUCCUGUGGUUCCUAACCCCGCUGACAUCAGCAGCUUCGUUAUUCGCUACCACCCCAUCGAUGACGAGGAUGACAUCACAGAAAGCAGCGUCGGAAGGAACGCCGACACCGUGGUUCUUAAGAAUCUGAUUUCCAACACAGAGUACCUGGUCAGUGUGGUGUGUGUUUAUGAAGCGAGGGAGAGCUCACCUCUGGUCGGCACCCAGAAAACAACUCUGGACUCCCCCAGCGGUCUGCGGUUCUCAGAAGUUCUGACCAACUCUUUCACGGUGCACUGGCAGGCCCCCAACGCCAUCAUCACUGGCUACCGGAUUCGUUACCAGAUGACCAGCGGCGGGCGGGCCAAGGACGAGAGGCUACCGCCAUCCAGGAACCACUUCACCCUGACCGGGCUGACCCCGGAGACGGAAUACAUCGUCAACAUCUAUGCUGUCAGCGGCCAGCAGGACAGCAAGCCGCUCACCGGCAAACAGAAAACCAUCUCUGACGCUCCUACUGACCUGGAGGUAGUGUCCUCUUCCCCCACCAGCGUCACAGUGCGCUGGGACGCCCCCUCUGUUACCGUGAGGUACUACAGGAUCACCCAUGGAGAGUCAGGUCUAUCCGGUGGCCACAGCACCCCUAAAGAGUUCACUGUGCCUGGUUCCCAGUCUACUGCCACCAUCCAGAACCUGAGGCCUGGUACUGACUACACCAUCACGGUCUACGCUGUGACCGGCAGAGGGGACAGCCCAGCCUCCAGCACACCCAUUUAUGUCACCCACAAGACAGAUAUUGACUCUCCUUUGGAGAUGAAGGUGACCGACGUUAAGGACAGCACCAUCACCGUGAGGUGGUCCCCGGCCCAGGGGCCCGUCCAGGGGUACAGGAUCACUGGGGUCCCCAAGAACGGACAGGGUCCCUCCUUCUCUGAGACCGUUGCUCCAGAUCAGACUGAGAUGACGUUCUCUGGCCUGCAGCCCACGGUAGAGUACAUCCUCAGUGUGUAUGCUCUGGGACAGGACGGAGAGAGCCCUCCCCUGGUUGAGACUGCUGUCACUGCCGUGGGUCGCCCCACAGACCUGACCUUCUCUAAAGUUGACUCCACCUCCAUGACCAUUUCCUGGGACUCGCCCGACGGCCAGGUGACGUCAUACCGCGUCCUGUACGCCAGCCCCGAAGAGGGCGAGAGGGAGCUGCGCCCCGCACCCCGCGGAGAUGAUGAAUCGGCAACGAUCCACGGCCUGCGACCCGGAAGUGAAUACACUGUGAAGGUCAUCGCCAUGCACGACCGUACACCUAGUCCUCCACUGGUGGGCGUUCAGGCCACAGCCAUCCCUGCCCCCACCAACCUUGAAUUCUCCCAGAUCACCUCCUCCUCCUUCACCAUCAACUGGCGCACCACGUCCAAUGCCCGUCUUACCGGGUACCGGGUGGUCGUCAACCCCAAGAACAAGAGCGGUCCCACCAAGGAGAUGAAUGUCGCUCCUGACACCACACAGGUCCACGUGCCGGGACUCAUGGUUGCUACUAUGUAUGAGGUGCACGUUUACGCCCUGAAGAACUCUCUGACGAGCCGCCCAGUUCAAGGAGAGGUCACAACACUGGACAACAUCAGUCCUCCUCGUCGCGUGCGUAUCUCUGACGUAAAGGACUCCUCCAUCACCCUGACCUGGAGAUCCAAGACCGAGACCAUCUCUGGCUUCCUGGUUGAGGCCACGCCCACCAGUGGAGGCCGCACCCCCAUCCAGAGGACCAUCGCCCCUGAUUCCCGAACCUACACCAUCCAAGGUCUUCAGCCUGGCUCUACCUACAAGAUCAACAUAUACACUCUGAACGGCAACGGUCGCAGUGCUCCCUUCACCCUCACUGCCACCACAGCUAAGCCUGUGGUGUCUCCCCCCACCAACAUCCGGUUCACCUCCCUGACCCCUAGCAGCAUCUCCUUUACCUGGGAGGGGUCCCGUAGCGCCGGGGUCACCGGGUAUUACAUCACCUACGAGGAGGCGGGGGGCAUCCCCCGGGAACUCACCCCACGACCCACCGCUUCCCGCAGCCAAGCCAUCAUCACUGGUCUGAAACCAGGAACUGAAUACGUCAUCAAGAUCGUCACCCUGCAGAAUGCUCUGAGAAGCACUCCUCUAGUGGGCAAGGCUAGAACUCAACUGGCAUCCCAGCUCCCUGUGUCCCACCGGCCCAGCCUCGACAUCUUGGAUGUACCCGAGGACGAGGUUAACCCCAACUUCCCCACCGACCUCGACUUUAACCCCAGCAACCCUAGUUUCAACACCAACCCUAAUGGAAACCCCAACUACCCCCCCAACACCAACCCCAACUAUAACGGCAACCCAAAUGGGAAACCCAACUUUAAUGUGAACACGAACCCCAACCCUAACCCCAACUUUCCCCUCAACCCAAACGGCAACCCCGACCAGUUCAACCCCAAUGGUGACCCCAACUUCCACGUGAACCCCAAUCCUAACUUCCACUUCAACCCCAAUGGGAACCCCAACACCAACCCCAAUGGAAAUUUCAACGUGAACCCCGACCAGUUCAACCCUAACAGCAACCCCAACACCAAUCCUAACCCCAACUUUCCCCUCAACCCCAACACCAACCCUAAUGGGAACCCCAACCAGUUUAACCCCAAUGGUAACCCCAACUUCCACGUGAACCCCAACCCUAACUUUAACUUCAACCCCAAUGGGAAUCCCAACACCAACCCCAGUCAGUUCAACCCCAAUGGGAACUUCAAUGUGAACCCCAACCACCCCCUCAACCCUAAUGGCAACCCCAACCAGUUCAACCCUAACACCAAUCCUAACCCUAACUUUCCCCUCAACCCCAACAGCAAUGCCAACACCAACCCUAAUGGGAACCCCAACUUCUAUGGCAGUGCCAACCAUAACCCAAUUUUUAACUCCAACCCUAACUUCAACCCCAAUCCCAACCUCCCCCUCAACCCUAGCGGAAACCCCAACCCUAAUGGCAACCCCAACUAUAACUUCAACCCCAAUCCCAACCUUCCCCUCAACCCUAGCGGGAACCCCAAUACUAACCCCAACACCAACCCAAACGGGAACACCAACCCCAACUUCAACCCUAACAGAAACCCCAACACCAACCCUAAUGGAAACCCCAACACCAACCCUAAUCCCAACUUCAACCCUAACUUCAACCCCAACACCAACCCUAACCCCAACUUCAACACCAACCCUAACGGAAACCCCAACACCAACCCUAACUUCAACACCAACCCUAACGGAAACCCCAACACCAACCCUAACGGAAAUCCCAACACCAACCCUAACGGAAAUCCCAACACCAACCCUAACGGAAAUCCCAACACCAACCCUAACGGAAACCCCAACACCAACCCUAACGGAAAUCCCAACACCAACCCUAACGGAAAUCCCAACACCAACCCUAACAGAAACCCCAACACCAACCCUAACGGAAGCCCCAACACCAACCCUAACGGAAGCCCCAACACCAACCCCAACACCAACCCCAACUUCAACACCAACCCUAACGGAAACCCCAACACCAACCCCAACUUCAACACCAACCCUAACGGAAACCCCAACACCAACCCUAACGGAAAUCCCAACACCAACCCCAACUUCAACACCAACCCUAACGGAAACCCCAACACCAACCCCAACUUCAACACCAACCCUAACGGAAACCCCAACCCCAACUUCAACACCAACACCAACUCUAACCCCAACUUCAACACCAACUUGAACCCCAACUUUCCCCUCAACCCCAACUUGAACCCCAGCCCCAACUUCAACGAGAACCACGUCCAGCUGGUGGGGACUAACGGCCAGGACACGCUGGGCCAGCAGGGCCAGCACAUCUACACAGAGUACCAGAACCUGGGCCCCAACCCCAACGGCAGGGACAACCAGGGCCCAGCUAUCCACCACCGUGAACCCCUGGUCUACAUCCCCGUCCCAGGCCCCGAUGGCCAGAGAGUGCCCCUGGUCCGGGUGAGCGAGGGUCCGUUAUCGGGUCUUCCGUUUGGGUUCCCUGAAAAUGAGACCGGGUUUGGGGUGCCGCAGGAGGCCCAGACACACACAACCAUCUCAUGGCAGGGUGUUCCCCAGAGCUCAGAGUACAUGGUAUCCUGUAGCCCAAUCACCAACCUCGAAGAGAAGAUGUUCCAGAUGCGAUUACCAGGCACUUCUACCAGUGCCACUCUGAUCGGGUUGACGUCAGGAGCCUCCUAUAACGUCAUUGUGGAGGCCAUGAGAGGGCAGGGCAGGGAGAAGGUCCUGGAGGAGAUAGUCACCGCUGGCAACGCUGUUCCAGGAGACCACCUCCCCUCCAACAGAGACGUGUGCUAUGACACGUUCACAGCCACCUACCAUGAUGUGGGUUCAGAGUGGGAGCGUAUGUCAGAGACAGGCUUUAAGCUGUGGUGCAGGUGUCUGGGGCUGGGCAGUGGCCAUUUCAGAUGUGAUUCAUCCAAGUGGUGUCAUGACAGCGGGAACAACUACCGCAUAGGAGAGAAGUGGGAUCGCCACGCUGAGAACGGUCACAUGAUGAGCUGUACCUGUUUGGGAAACGGGAAGGGAGAGUUCAAGUGCGAGCCACAUGAGUCGACGUGUUAUGACGAGGGUAAGAUGUACCAGGUGGGAAACCAGUGGCAGAAGGAAUACCUGGGAGCUAUCUGUACCUGCACCUGUUACGGAGGACAGCAGGGCUGGCGCUGUGAGAACUGCAGAAGACCAGGAACUCAGACUGAGGUAGAUGUGGAUCUGCUACAGCCUCAAAUACACCAAGACGCAUUCGACCGCUACAGGGAGAACGCCCUGAAGAAACUGAACAUCCAGUGCCCUAUAGAGUGUCUGAGACCAGAGCUCCUAGCAGACGUACAGCAACCCUCCGAGUAAAGGAGAGGAGAACAACAUCCUCUUCCUCCUCCUCCUCCUCCUCAGACUCUACUCACAUACAGGGCCUUCAGAAAGUAUUCCUAUCCCUGGACUUAUUCCACAAUUUGUUGUUACAAGCCUGAAUUCAAAAUGGAUUAAAUAGAUUUUAAUGAAAGUGAAAAUGUUUUUAGAAAUUUUUGCAAAUAUAUAUUGAAAAUGAAAUGCAUAAAUAUCUAAUUUAUUUAUGUAUUCACAUCCCUGAGUCAAUACUUUGUAGAAGGACCUUUCUGUGUAAGUCUCUUAGAGCUGAAAUUCACUACUAGAUUGAGUGACCUUACAGACACUUGUGUGGGGUAAAGAGAUGGUGUAGUCAUUAAAAAAAAAUCAUGUUAACCACUUAUCGAACACAGAAUGAGUCCAUGCAACUUAUUAUGCAAUUUGUCAAGCACAUUUUUCCUCCCGAACUUUAGGCUUGCCAUUACAAAGGGGUUGAAUAUAUUGACUCAAUACAUUUCAACUUUUAACAUUUUAUUACUUUACAAAAUGUUCUACAAAACAAUAUUCCAUUUUGACAUUAUGGGGUAUUGUGUGUAAAUCAUUGACGCAUAAUUUCAAUUUAAUCCAUAUUUAAAAAAAAAAAAUCAGGUUGAAACAUAACAAAAUGUGGGAAAAAAGUCAAGGUGUGCGAAUACUUUCUGAAAGGCACUAUAUCUGUGCCUUACACAAGAGUUAUAAAACCUAGAGUGCACUAGGGUCAGUCUCACGAAAGACUGCUAGCAUGCACCAUUUUUUAUUUUAUUUUUUUAAGUAGUCAACUUGGUGAGACUUCCUAUGUGUUGCCCAUAGAAAUAUAAUUCCUAUUGAAUUCUUAUAGACUUGUAUUUUUAUGGCGAUGUCUUCCCAUGCUGUCACAGAAGUACUCUGUGGAACAUAUUACUGUAGGAAGUGUUAACUGCGUGGUGCCUUCCUGUUCCUGUCCUUCACUAACCUUAAAUCAGUGGUGUGACCAAUAACCACCAUCCUGCUGCUUCUCCACAUUGCCACUCCUUUCUAUAGCGUCACUUCAAAAUACCCACAAGGCAAAGAAAGGGUCUUUUUAUAUUUUAAUGUUUGGUUCCGUUGUCCUACCUAGUCUUUCGAGACAUUUCAAUGAAAAGAGAAAAUGGAAAAUCUGUACAGAGGUCCUAAAGCCGUUCAGUAUUUCUCCUGUAGCCUAAUCUGUUUCUACUAUGUGCUGUUCCCAUUUCUCCUGUAGCCUAAUCUGUUUCUACUAUGUGCUGUUCCCAUUCCUCCUGCAGCCUACUCUGUUUCUACUAUGUGCUGUUCCCAUUCCUCCUGUAGCCUACUCUGUUUCUACUAUGUGCUGUUCCCAUUCCUCCUGCAGCCUAAUCUGUUUCUACUAUGUGCUGUUCCCAUUCCUCCUGCAGCCUACUCUGUUUCUACUAUGUGCUGUUCCCAUUCCUCCUGCAGCCUACUCUGUUUCUACUAUGUGCUGUUCCCAUUCCUCCUGUAGCCUACUCUGUUUCUACUAUGUGCUGUUCCCAUUCCUCCUGCAGCCUACUCUGUUUCUACUAUGUGCUGUUCCCAUUCCUCCUGCAGCCUACUCUGUUUCUACUAUGUGCUGUUCCCAUUCCUCCUGCAGCCUACUCUGUUUCUACUAUGUGCUGUUCCCAUUUCUCCUGUAGCCUACUCUGUUUCUACUAUGUGCUGUUCCCAUUCCUCCUGUAGCCUACUCUGUUUCUACUAUGUGCUGUUCCCAUUCCUCCUGCAGCCUACUCUGUUUCUACUAUGUGCUGUUCCCAUUUCUCCUGUAGCCUACUCUGUUUCUACUAUGUGCUGUUCCCAUUCCUCCUGUAGCCUACUCUGUUUCUACUAUGUGCUGUUCCCAUUCCUCCUGCAGCCUACUCUGUUUCUACUAUGUGCUGUUCCCAUUCCUCCUGUAGCCUACUCUGUUUCUACUAUGUGCUGUUCCCAUUCCUCCUGUAGCCUACUCUGUUUCUACUAUGUGCUGUUCCCAUUCCUCCUGCAGCCUACUCUGUUUCUACUAUGUGCUGUUCCCAUUUCUCCUGCAGCCUACUCUGUUUCUACUAUGUGCUGUUCCCAUUUCUCCUGUAGCCUACUCUGUUUCUACUCUGUGCUGUUCCCAUUUCUCCUGUAGCCUACCCUGUUUCUACUAUGUGCUGUUCCCAUUCCUCCUGCAGCCUAAUCUGUUUCUACUCUGUGCUGUUCCCAUUUCUCCUGUAGCCUACCCUGUUUCUACUCUGUGCUGUUCCCAUUCCUCCUGUAGCCUACUCUGUUUCUACUAUGUGCUGUUCCCAUUCCUCCUGUAGCCUAAUCUGUUUCUACUAUGUGCUGUUCCCAUUCCUCCUGUAGCCUAAUCUGUUUCUACUCUGUGCUGCCCGGACCAGAGCUUUCUCUCUCUGAUGUGAGAUUUUACCCCAGAGAAACAUUCAGAAGUUUACAAUGGGAAAACUCUGACGGCAUCGUGAGUUAUCUGGAAUGGAGAAUAUUUCCAACCUAUCCCAUCGUAGGUCAAAUGGUUCUACAGAGAGUUAAGAUCAGUGUUUUGAAGUAUAACCCUAAUUCCCUAUAUAGUGUACCACUUUUGGAUACAGAGGUCUCACAUGAGAACCUUAUCUUCAUGUAUUUAAAAUCUCUCUGGAGACUUCAACUACCAGUCAAAAAAUAAAAUACAUUCCUUUUUAAAACCAAGCAUGGUCUUUAAUGCAGUGGUAUUCAAAGUCGUGGUCUGAGUGGGGUCGCCAAAAUGUUUUACAUAUAUAUAUAUAUAUAUAUAUAUAUAAAAAAAAUUAAGAACCAAAAAUUAAGAGUACAGAUUAUUGUAUGGGACAUUAUACAAACAUUUUAGAGAAAUAAUUUGAAAAAUAAAAUUUUGAAUAAAUGUAUUUAUUGGUUUCUUUUCAUUUUGAGAAGACGUUUAUGUAAAAAUCGAAAUUUGCAGAUAAUUUUUUUUUUUUAAGGUUGUCAUUAGAUUUGGGGUGGGAUCGUAAAGAAAUUUGGUCCCCAGAAAUUCUAUCGGGGGGGGGAUGGGGUCCCCGCUGAAUACCACUGCUUUAAUGCAAGAGUUGUAUCACAGAGGUACACUGCAAGUGGGUGUUCAUUCAAUGUUCAGAAUUGUAUCUGUUGUUUUCAUGUACUUCUGCCAUUUUGUGGACGGAAGCUCUAAGAUGGCUGCCAGUUGAGUUGCAUUGUUUUAUACCGAUCUCAACUGCUGUUUUUAAUUUUCACACAAAAAAGAAAUGUGUUUUUAUUUAUCCCUUUUAUCCAAGCAUUUUUUUUUAAUGCUAUUUGGGGUGCACACGUUUUGUUAAAAAAAAAAAUGUUUAUUGUAGGUGCCAAAGUCUUAACUACUGUGGACUGAAUUCCUUUUUAAUAAACAAAAAAUGUUUUUGGAA
Messenger RNA from Salmo salar (Atlantic salmon), 12678 nucleotides. The record is from RefSeq and is a predicted model, not a curated record. Lineage: Eukaryota; Metazoa; Chordata; Actinopteri; Salmoniformes; Salmonidae.